AUGAAUUACCACGAAGAAAUGAAUGUGGCAAAAUUUGAAGAUUGGUUUUCUAAAGUUAUUAGUAUAAUAGAAGAAAAUUCAGUGGUCGUUAUGGACAACGCUCCAUACCACAGUCGUAAAAUAGAUAAAAUUUCGACCAGCAAGUGGAAAAAAGCUGACAUCCAACAAUGGUUACGGGCAAGAGGGAUAACGUUCGCAGACGAUAUAAUAAAAAUCGAAUUACUACAUAUUAUGAAACAACAACAAGUACCAGACAAUUAUGCAGUAGAUGAAAUAGUCAAAAGAAAAAAUGUAACAAUUUUAAGACUUCUACCGUAUCACUGCGAAUUAAAUCCCAUACAGAUGAUAUGGACUCAGGUGACAAAUUAUGUUGCAACGAGAAAUACAACUUUUAAAUUUAACGAUAUGACACGUUUCUUUACCGAGGCAGUAAAUAAUGUUAUUGCAGACAAUUGGAAAACGUGUAUCGAUCAUGUAGUAAUUAAUUUCGAAGAUAAAUUUUUGCAAUUAGAUGGUAUAAUUGAAUCAGUAAUAGAACCAUUUAUUACAAAUUUAAAUGAUUCAGACGAUACUAGUUCAUCAGCAAAUACCAGUUCUGAAUAA
Molecule: messenger RNA, 603 nt
Organism: Hylaeus anthracinus
Lineage: Eukaryota; Metazoa; Arthropoda; Insecta; Hymenoptera; Colletidae
Exons: 1
Coding region: 1-603 (200 amino acids)
Molecular function (GO): nucleic acid binding
Source: RefSeq, a predicted model, not a curated record